Haemonchus placei is the source of this 1008-nucleotide messenger RNA. The record is from the annotation of a GenBank genome assembly. Lineage: Eukaryota; Metazoa; Nematoda; Chromadorea; Rhabditida; Trichostrongylidae.
AUGCGCACAUGCGGUUGCUUGCAUGAACCGACCGAUGGUGUCGCCGGCGUCGCCAACCUGAUUAUUGUCAUCGGCAUAUUGCCGGUAAUGGCCACAAUCGGAGUGUUUUUGAAUUUCCUCAAUAUCGUCGUGUUCUCAUCACAACGGAAUACUGCAGCAAAGUACUUGACAGCUCUCAGUUGUAGUGAUGUUGGUGUUUGCAUGGCCGGUGUGGUGGUGAUAUUCGCAGAUUCGUUGAGGGCACGGGCAUUCGUCGUCGAUCAGCUGUUUGUUUUCCUUCUACCAAAACUGAUUCCACUCGGAUUGUUUUUCCAGAUGCUCUCCGUUUACAUCACUGUGUUGGCUGCUUUCGACUGUUACAUCUCUGUAUUACGUGGUCCAGCAGCGUUCGGUUCCCGGUCAACAUGGGCACCACGGGUCCUAGCCUGUGUGGUCAUUAGCGUCGCCGCCUAUAACAUCAUACAAUUCGGUGACUUGGAGGCAGUUGAGUGUUUACAUCCGGACAAUUACACCUUAUACGAGCUUUGCCCUACCGAACUCCGUGUCAGCGAACUUUAUAUUGUUGUUUAUAAGGGAUAUAUGUACGCACUGUCAAUGGCUUUUAUACCGUUCAUCCUGUUAACUAUACUAACAUUUGGCAUCCUUUAUCUUCUCCGAAAGAAACACGAAGAAUCCAAGAAGGUCAUAUGUGAAUGUGAGGAGCAGGAAGAUCAGGGAUCGCCGGUCGUACUCCUGUUGGUGAUCGUACUCUUCCUCGCCUGCAAUGUCACUUCACUACUGGUUAACGUCUUCGAGAUGCUCAAAAUAGGUCUGGGACCUGCAGCUGAUGCGAUCCUCAUAGACGUCGGCAAUUUCCUCGUGGUCGUCAAUGCUACGGCCAAUUUUUUCGUCUAUUGGGCUUCAUCUGUCGAAUACAAAACAGCUGUACGUGGACUGAUCCGAAAAUACAUCACACGACGGAAAGCCAUCGAUCUUGUAGCCACCCAAGCAAGUGCCGAAUUUGUCUGA